AAGAGCAUUCCAUUCGCCAUACGACUCCGCAGCGAUGAGCAUCAAAUUCAACGUGAACGGAUUUCCGUACGAGGUGCAGGCGGCGGACUACGCCCCGGAUACCACCCUCAACUCCUUCCUCCGGGAGCACCUGCAUCUGACGGCCACCAAAUUCAUGUGCCUGGAGGGUGGAUGCGGCUCCUGCAUCUGCGUCAUCCGCAGACGCCACCCGGUCACCCAGGAGGUCCAGUCCCGGGCAGCCAACUCGUGUCUGACGCUGCUCAAUACGUGUGAUCAAGCAGAGAUCUUUACUGAUGAGGGACUCGGCAACCGAGUGAGCGGCUACCAUUCCAUUCAAAAGCGCCUAGCUCAGAUGAACGGCACCCAGUGCGGCUACUGCUCGCCAGGAUUCGUGAUGAACAUGUACGGAUUGCUGGAACAGCAACGCGGGCAGGUGAGCAUGUCCCAGGUGGAGGAUGCCUUUGGGGGAAACCUCUGUCGUUGCACUGGCUACCGACCCAUCCUGGAUGCCAUGAAGUCCUUCGCAGUGGACAGCACCAUAGAGGUUCCCCCCGAGUGCGUAGACAUUGAGGACUCCUUCGAGCUUCUCUGCCCUCGGACAGGUCAAUCCUGCAAGGGCAGCUGCUCGAGACCUCCUCUGAGGGAUCAAGGUGAGGGAGGAAGCUCCUGGUACUGGCCCAAGUCGCUGGCAGAGCUCUUCUCGGCCCUUGGUCAGGUGAAGAAUGGAGAACCCUAUAUGCUGGUUGCUGGCAACACUGCCCAUGGAGUCUACCGGCGACCCAAGGACAUCCGACACUUCAUCGACGUGAACGUGGUGCCCGAGCUGAAGCAAUACAGCAUCGAGGCGGAUCACGUGCUUCUCGGUGGGAAUGUCACUCUAACGGAUGCCAUGCAGGUGUUCCUGCUAGCCGCCAAGAGGCCCGGAUUCGAGUAUUGCGCCCAGUUGUGGCAGCACUUCAACCUGAUUGCCAAUGUGCCGGUGCGAAAUAACGGCACCCUGGCAGGCAAUAUUACCAUUAAAAAGGAGCACCCCGAAUUUCCCUCCGAUGUUUUCAUCACAUUCGAGACUUUGGAUGUGCAUGUCCUUGUCUACGAAGACCCUAAAAGUAGCAAGGUUAUGAGUCUGUCGUCUUUCCUCAUCGACACCACUCCUAUGCUGGUAGUGGGUGGCUUUAUCUUGAAAGCCUAUCCUAAGGAUAAUUACCUUUUCGGAUCGUAUAAGAUUUUGCCGAGGGCGCAGAAUGUUCAUGCUUAUGUGAAUUCAGGUUUUCUGAUUGAAUGGCAAGAUGUUCAGAAAAAAAUUGUUCGCUCUGCACGCAUUUGUUUCGGAAACAUCUCGCCAAGUUUCGUUCACGCUGAGAAGCUAGAGAAUCUUCUUUCAGGCAAGGAUCUUUACGAUCCCACCACAGUUGCACAGAUCUUCCAGCAACUUCAAGCUAGCCUUCAACCCGAGGAGCGGCCACCUGAAGCCUCUCCGGAGUAUCGUCAGAUGCUGGCCUGCUCCUUGCUCUACAAGUUCCUGCUGGCCACCGCACCCAGGGAGCGGGUUACAGAAAGAUAUCGAACUGGAGGUUUACUUUUGGAGAGACCUCUAUCCUCGGGCAGCCAAUCCUUUGAGACCAUCAAGAAGAACUACCCGGUCACUCAACCAGUGCAGAAGUUAGAAGGUCUCAUCCAAUGUUCUGGAGAGGCCACUUAUAUGAACGACCUGCUGACCACCUCGAAUGCCGUGCACUGUGCCUUUGUGACCGCAAAGCGAGUUGGAGCCACCAUCGAGCAGAUAGAUCCUACAGCUGCCCUUCAGUACAAAGGCGUGGUGGCCUUCUAUUCGGCUAAGGAUAUUCCAGGAGUAAACAACUUCGUCACUCUGAAUCUAUUGACCCCCGAAGCCGAGGAAUUAUUUGCCGCUGGAAGGGUCAAGUACUACGACCAGCCAUUGGGAGUGAUUGCUGCCCUAACCCAUGAUGCUGCUGUCCACGCUGCCACUUUGGUGGUGGUCACAUACGCCAAGGAUCAGCGAAGGAUCUACACAAAUAUGAAUCAAGUGCUGGCCGAAAAGAAAGCCGAUCGUAUCGUGUGCUUAAAGAAGCCGGACCUCGAACCUCUGGAAGUACCCCUUGCCCCGGGCGAUGUUCAAGGAAAGGGCAUUAUUGAAAUGGGAUCCCAGUAUCACUUCACCAUGGAGCCGCAAACGACGAUAGUCGUGCCAUUGGAUGACAUCCUCCAGGUGUAUUCUGCUACCCAGUGGAUGGAUGGCACCCAGGGAGCCAUUGCCCAGGUGCUUCGUGUGAGCGUGAACUCCAUUCAGCUCCAAGUAAGACGGGUUGGAGGAGCUUAUGGUGUUAAGGAAACAAGAUGCAAUUUCGCGGCUUGUUCCGCCGCCCUGGUAGCCUCCAAAUUGAAGCGCCCCACUAGGUUUGUGCAGACCAUCGAGUCCAUGAUGGAAACCAUUGGCAAACGAUGGGCUUGUCGCUCGGAUUACGAGUUCCGAGCGAGGGCCAAUGGAUCUGUCAUCAUGUUGACCAACAACUACUACCAGGAUGCUGGCUGUAGUCUUAACGAGAAUGUCGUGGACUUUUUGACCCUGCCAGCCCUCAAAAACGUGUACAACUUGAAUGACUCUAACCUGAAAGCGAAGGGCAGUGCCAUCCUAACAGAUGCACCCAGUUCGACUUGGUGUCGUGCUCCUGGAACAACAGAAGGCAUUGCAAUGACGGAGACCAUGAUGGAGCAUAUAGCUUUUACCGCCCAGCUGGAUCCAGCAGAUGUUCGUCUAGUUAAUCUGGAUCCGGGUAGUAAAAUGGUGCAGUUGUUGCCAAAGUUUCUGCAAUCCACAGAGUACCGAAAAAGACGAGAGGAAAUUGAUCAAUUUAACGCCCAAAACCGAUGGCGCAAACGAGGUCUGGGAUUGGCUCUAAUGAAUUUCAGACUGAACACCACCAUUGCUUUUACCUACCCCGCCACAGUGGCCAUUUACCAUGAGGACGGAUCGGUGGUCAUCUCGCAUGGAGGAAUAGAGAUCGGUCAGGGAGUGAACACCAAGGCGGCUCAGGUGGCUGCCCAAGCGCUCGGGGUUCCCUUGGAACAAGUGCGAGUGGAAGCUAGCAACACGGUCAGUGGAGCCAACUCCAUGUUGACUGCCAACUCGAUGACCAGCGAGAUGGUCGGAUUGGCGGUAAGGAAAGCUUGUGACACUCUGAACCAGCGACUGGCUCCGGUCAAGGAGCGACUAGGUCCUCGUGCCACCUGGAUGCAGGUGCUCAAGGCGGCCUACUUGCAGUCCGUAUUCCUAAUCGCCACGGAAUCGUAUAAGUUGGGUGACAUACCUAACUACAACAUCUUCGGCCUAAGUCUCACCGAACUGGAGCUGGACAUUCUGACGGGCAACCAUCUGAUCCGCCGGGUGGAUAUCCUGGAGGAUGCCGGGGAGAGCCUGAGUCCACACAUCGAUGUAGGUCAAGUGGAGGGCGCCUUUGUAAUGGGCCUGGGCUACUAUCUCACGGAGCAGCUAGUCUACGAUCGUCAGACCGGACGAAUCCUGACGAACCGUACCUGGAACUACCAUCCUCCUGGGGCCAAGGACAUCCCGAUCGACUUUCGCAUCGAGCUGCUGCAGAAGAGUCCCAAUCCCGUGGGAUUCAUGCGGUCCAAGGCUACGGGGGAACCAGCUUUGUGCCUGGCUGUCGGAGUGCUCUUCGCCAUGCAGCACGCCAUACAGUCGGCCAGGAAGGAUGCGGGUCUUCCCAGAGAGUGGGUGCGCUUGGGGGCGCCUACUACGCCGGAGACGGUGGUCCUGAACUCCGGAAGCCAAGUGGAAGCAUUCGCUUUGUAACGAUAUGUGGAUAUAUGGAUAUAUUUCAGUUUAUUUUGGGAUAGUUUUGAGGGUUUUUGGCAACUAUAUUUGGUGUAAUGAGCUCUUUUUAUAUUUUUUAAUUGUGGUUUCUUUUUCUAUGUUUACUAUAUAUUUUUCGCAUAUUUCGUUAU
Drosophila biarmipes is the source of this 3984-nucleotide messenger RNA. RefSeq lists its product as uncharacterized. NCBI's taxonomy places the organism in Eukaryota, Metazoa, Arthropoda, Insecta, Diptera, Drosophilidae. Bases 35 to 3832 code for a protein of 1265 amino acids. The record is from RefSeq and is a predicted model, not a curated record. The transcript is spliced from 6 exons. Gene Ontology annotation, molecular function: FAD binding; oxidoreductase activity; iron ion binding.